AGCCAUGGCCGAGUACCGCAGGCUGCGCGAGGAGCUGGCGCAGAACAUCACGGCCGAGGACCUGGAGCAGCUCAAGUGCGCCUGCAAGGAGGACAUCCCCAGCGAGCAGAGCGAGGCCAUCGCCACCAGCCACCACUGGUUCGCCUUCCUGGAGCAGCACGGCAAGCUGGACAAGGACGACCUGUCCUACAUCGAGCACAUCUUCGAGAUCUCGCGCCGGCCCGACCUGCUCACCAUGGUGGUGCAGUACCGCACGCACGUGCUCAAGAUCUCCGAGGAGGACGAGGUGGACACCAAGCUCACCCGCAUCCCCAGCGCCAAGAAGUACAAAGACAUCAUCCGGCAGCCCUCGGAGGAGGAGAUCAUCAAACUGGCCCCCCCGCCCAAGAAGGCCUGAGCGG
Molecule: messenger RNA, 401 nt
Organism: Nothoprocta perdicaria
Lineage: Eukaryota; Metazoa; Chordata; Aves; Tinamiformes; Tinamidae
Gene: PEA15
Product: proliferation and apoptosis adaptor protein 15
Exons: 3
Coding region: 5-397 (130 amino acids)
Biological process (GO): regulation of apoptotic process; MAPK cascade
Molecular function (GO): protein binding
Source: RefSeq, a predicted model, not a curated record